AUGCCGUCGACUUCGCCAUCAGACCAGACUUGCUCUGACCCAGCUGGGACCCCCCUGGAGGAGACCCUGUAUGCUGCUGUGAAGGAGGACAGACAGACAGAGGGGGCCAGACAAGAGGACGCAGCUGUGAGUCACUCCCAGAUCCCUCCUCCUUCCCCAGGGAACAGACAGGGAGAGGCUUCCCCAAGGUCACACCCAGCCAGGAGGUUCAGGGUCUUUCCCCUCUCAGCCCUCCUGCCCCAUGGGCCCCUCCAGUCCCUCACCUCCUGCUUCAUCUCCUCCUGUCAGGCUCCCAAAAGGGAAGACCCUCAGGAAGUGAUCUAUGCCCAGCUGAACCUCACCAGUCUCAGGGCUGGGGCUGAGGAACCUCCCUGCUCUGGCCCAGUGGAGCCCAGCCUCUAUGCUGCCCUGAGGUGAGCUCAGCCUGAGCCCAGGGGACCCCAGGAGGAAGAAGCCCC
This is a messenger RNA of Dromiciops gliroides (monito del monte), 458 nucleotides long. RefSeq names its product leukocyte immunoglobulin-like receptor subfamily B member 3. The record is from RefSeq and is a predicted model, not a curated record. Lineage: Eukaryota; Metazoa; Chordata; Mammalia; Microbiotheria; Microbiotheriidae.